Talaromyces rugulosus is the source of this 1251-nucleotide messenger RNA. RefSeq lists its product as uncharacterized. The record is from RefSeq and is a predicted model, not a curated record. The coding region runs from base 1 to 1251 and encodes 416 amino acids. Gene Ontology annotation, molecular function: monooxygenase activity; heme binding; oxidoreductase activity, acting on paired donors, with incorporation or reduction of molecular oxygen. The transcript is spliced from 8 exons. Lineage: Eukaryota; Fungi; Ascomycota; Eurotiomycetes; Eurotiales; Trichocomaceae.
AUGUGGGAGAUCCCAGUUACUACCAUACGUAUACACUAUCACAAAGAUCCGGGAGUCUACAAGUUACUCGGCAUCGAUGGAUCGAUCCUUACCAUUACCGAUCCGGAGGAGCACAAACAGUACCGCAGCAUUGUCGGUUCCUUGUUCUCCAAGAAACCAGCCGAUGACCUCGCCCCGACAAUGGCCGCACUGUUAAAUAGAUCAGCCGAGUCAAUGGCACGCCAGGGGAGAGAGGGGAAACCCUCCGUCAUCCAACGAACCUAUCGUUCAAUAGUCGCAGACAUGGUGUCAUAUCUACUGUUCAAGCGGCCGCUAGGUUUGAUAGACUCACAACACGAUGCGGACCACUACCAUUCGUUUAUGCUGAGUAUUGACCGAUUUACUGCUAUAACCUGGCCUAGAUUCUACUACCCGAUUCUGAAUUGGGUCAUCGAUUCCUUUCCUGCUUUUGUGGUAGAGAGACUCCAGCCAGGUCUGAGAAACCUGCAGGAGCUAUUCAACGGAUGGCUGAAUGAGACCGUCGCCGCCCACGAUGCGGGAAAGACUGUCGAAGGCCGCAAAACCUACUUCGAUCUCAUGACCGACGCAAAACGCAAGACCGGCGAGCCUCUCCGCCCGGAUCAACUCUUCGAUGAUAUCUUGAAUUAUCUUGUCGCCGGCAUGGAGGCCACCAGCUACGUGCUGUCCUUCGCGACAUACUUCCUGCUCAACAACCCGGAGGCAAAAGCGAAGCUGGAGGCGGAGCUGCUGGAUGCUAGCCCCUUUAUUCGAGAUGAAUUUGACCACCGCAAGAUCAUGGCGCUGCCUUAUCUGACGGCAGUGGUGAAGGAGUGUUUGCGGCUGAGCAAUACCGUGCCAGGCUUCUUACCCAGGGUGGUUCCAGACACGGGGGUGGAUAUCGGCGGCUACCACAUUCCAGGUGGUACGCAAAUAUCAAUGAUCCAUCCCAUCGUCGAGUUGCAUGAAGAGAUUUUCCCGAAUCCGCACAAAUUCAUUCCAGAGCGCUGGCUUGGCAACAACAGCUCAAGCCUGGAAAAAUGGGCUAUUGCAUUCAGCAGGGGGAGAAGGCAAUGCAUCGGCAUGAAUUUGGCGUAUAUGAUGUUGUAUGCGUCUAUCGCCGUAUUCUUUUCGCGCCUUGAGAUGGAGUUACACGAGACAACAGCCGCGGACAUGGAGAUUAUUGACCAAUUUGCACCAAUCACCCAGGGGGUCGUCAAGGUGAAAAUCAUCACGGAUCGGUGGCAAGAAUAA